Messenger RNA from Tachysurus vachellii, 1265 nucleotides. RefSeq names its product coagulation factor VIII associated (gene f8a). Gene Ontology annotation, cellular component: early endosome. Gene Ontology annotation, biological process: vesicle cytoskeletal trafficking. Bases 51 to 1004 code for a protein of 317 amino acids. The transcript is spliced from 12 exons. The record is from RefSeq and is a predicted model, not a curated record. Gene Ontology annotation, molecular function: protein binding. NCBI's taxonomy places the organism in Eukaryota, Metazoa, Chordata, Actinopteri, Siluriformes, Bagridae.
AUGACAGCCAAUAGGAACACAGGAUUUAGAUAUCGAUAAUUGUACCAACAAUGGCGGCUGAAGGAGACUUUCUGACGCGUUAUCGAGCGGUGUCAAACAAGCUGAAAAAACGUUUUCUUAGGAAGCCUAACGUCGCGGAAGCAAGUGAGCAGUUUGGGCAGUUAGCUAAAGAACUCAAACAGCAGGACUGCCUUCAGUAUGCAGCCUUCUGUAAUUUGGCAAUGGCUCGGUGUGAGCAGACUCUCUUCAAUGCCCCAGGGGAAGCUCUAGCUCUGACUGAUGCUGCCCGACUCUUUCUAGCCUCUGAGCAGGAGACCCGAGCUCUGCACGCACCGGGAUUUGAUGAGCAUCUGCAGGCUGCACUCAACUGCUACAGCUUUGCCAUAAAGGUUUAUAUUGAGAUGAAUCAGCCGGUCAUGGCUGCCAGUCUCUCCCUUGAACUUGGAAAAGCACUCAAGGAGAUGAAUAAGCCAGGAGAGGCUAUCAUGCACUUUCAGAGAGCUGCAGAGCUUCAGUCACAGAUGCCUAUUGAAGCUUUGUUGUCUUAUGGAGAGAUGGCUUCCUGCAAAAUACUGAGCCGUGAUUAUGACGGCGCCCUGGCUGUCCUUUCGGAAAUGCAGGCCAUGUGUCAGGAAAGAGGGCUGCAGCUUCCUGGAACAAAUACCCCUGUCGGUGUGUUUAUGGACAUAGUAGCAAAGUGUGAAAUCUCCAGAGUUCUUCUGCUCAUGCUGCUUGAGCCUCCUCCACAGAAGCUAUUGCCAGAGCACGCACAGACACUAGAGAGGUACGCCUGGGAGUCUUUUGACUCGCACAAUCAAGUUAACUUCCUUACAGAAGAUGUCUUCCUCCUGUUGCAGUCUGUGGUGAUGGCAUGUCAGGAAAAAGAUAUUGAAUCUCUCAAAUCUCUCCAGACAGAAUUAUGGCCUCACCUCUCUGCUGAACAGAAUCACCUCUUACAUCUCAUUGUGCAGGAAAGAAUGAGCCCCUCUGGUCAGGGGGUUUAGUUCAUAUCUACACACAACCAUGAGGAAUCACUCAGUGUCCGCUUCCACUGCCUGGUGUGUCGUGUACAGAAAGACUGCACUAAGGCUAUGGCAUAGCUAGAACUGAAUAUUCGUAUUACACUUGAAUGUUUUAUUUCUUAGUGUCAUCCUCCGUUAAUUUUCAUUCUGGAUCAUUGCACUUUAAUAUUUUUUAUAAUUUUUAGUAUUUGUUACAUUAAAUCUGUUGCGCAUUCAAUGUAAAUAAAUUCAAGCAUUUAAUCA